UCUUCGGAACAACCUUSUGCAGUCAGUUUUGAUUGUUUUUACGCUUCGAUCUGUAGCGAAAUGGUCAUGUAUGGCGCUGUUUAGGUCAAGUGUUAGUAAGCAAAGGGCUUUAGUUGUAAGGACGUGUUCUGUGGCAGUGCAUUAUGUGCAUUCGCAUCUACAAUACACAUCAGCGUGUAGCAAUUCACACGACCASAUAAAACAAAGAUUAAAAUUCCUGCCAAGUUAUCAGUGCAAAARCAAUGAGCUGAGCAUAAUURAAAAURAUAAGCCAUCAACACCGUUUACCAACCUCCUUAAAGAUGGCCGCAAAGAUUUUUUUAUAGACAAUAAAAUAUCGCCAAAGACUGCAUUAUUGGGAGGGUCAUCACCAAUUGACUGUUUGACAUCUCCAACCCAUCUGGCAUUGAUGUCAUUGAGCUAUGAUGAUAAAUGGUGUAAACACYUUGAGGCAGCCUACAACAAAGCAAUGAAAUCRAGAGAACUACUGGGCUAUAGCCAAAAUACUGGAGCAAUCAAAAGUAUUAYUAAUCCAUUGRAGGAGAUURAUAAAGUGCACCMAGAGAGAAUUMGAGUUAAAGAAAAUGAUGCACAMCAAGAUAUGUUGGCAUCAAAUAUUGUGAUGUUCAGUAAUCACUGYAAAGAUAUUGCUAAACAGAAAGAAAAAGAGACGAAAGUUGAUGACAAAUGUGAUCCUCUAUUAUUGGCAACAGUAUACCAAGMUCUACGAGAUGAGCUUCCUGCAUUUUUUCAAAAGGGACAUGGUUAUAAACAUUACCAUCAAAAUGUAAAAUUUGUAAAUGGACUAACUAAUGCUACAUUCAGUGGACUGAGGACUUACAAAUGUGUCAUGACGUCCAUGAGAUUAGCAGCACAGAUGUGUAUGUCAGAUAUCAGAAUGGAUAUACUGAAAAUCACUAAAGACAGCAAAGAAUGCAAUGUUAAAGUACGAUGGCGUGUUAGUGGAAUACCAAGAUAUGCAUCCAUAAUGGGAAACCCUAAAGAUGAAAAUAGCUGCAGGUAUAUUGAUGGAUUCUCAAUCUUUGAUGUUGAUGUCCAAGGCCUUAUAUACUGCCAUAGAUUAUUAAAGUUAAUGCCAAGCCAGUCUCCUCAGAAGGAUGAUCCUCUCUGGGCUCUGAAUACUGCUGCAGUAAUUGCCUUUCUAAGACAACAGAAGUCUUUUGAAAUGUUGGCACGUCAUCGUGUUGAAGACAUUGAGCAGACUUGUUUGCCCUUUUAGAGGCCAUUUGUGGUUAUCAAUUCUUAAGAAAUAUGUCAAGCAUUAUUUGAUAAAUGUACAAUAAUUGAGUGUUGUAUUAUUAUAUAUGCUGUUAUUUWCAAACUGUAUAAUAUUAAAUUAAUUUGAUGAUUU
Molecule: messenger RNA, 1372 nt
Organism: Exaiptasia diaphana
Lineage: Eukaryota; Metazoa; Cnidaria; Anthozoa; Actiniaria; Aiptasiidae
Exons: 6
Coding region: 71-1240 (389 amino acids)
Source: RefSeq, a predicted model, not a curated record